UUUUCCCUUCCUUCAAUGACGAUGGGUGACAUGAUAUCUGAGGAACUGGAAGAUUUGAUGCAUUUCUCCGUCCACGAUUUACCAACUCGUGGUUAUUCGGUUAUGGAAGAGAUCCGACGACAGGGGAAACUCUGUGAUGUGACACUGAAGGUGGGAGAGCAUAAGUUUAGUGCCCACAGGAUCGUUCUGGCCGCCUCGAUUCCUUACUUCCACGCCAUGUUCACGAAUGACAUGGUCGAAUGCAAACAGGAUGAGAUCGUCAUGCAAGGCAUGGAUCCCAGUGCUCUCGAAGCGCUGAUCAAUUUUGCCUAUAACGGACACAUAGCCAUAGACCAGCAGAACGUUCAAGCGCUCCUGAUCGGCGCCAGUUUCCUGCAGCUGCAGAACGUUAAAGACGCCUGCUGCUCUUUCCUUCAGGAGAGGUUGCAUCCAAAGAACUGCCUGGGUGUGCGCCAGUUCGCCGAGACCAUGAUGUGCACGACGCUGUACGACGCCGCCAACAGCUUCGUGCAUCAGCACUUUGUGGAGGUUUCUGUGUCCGAGGAGUUUCUGAGCCUGCGGGCCGACGAGGUGCUCGAGCUGGUGGGCUGCGACGAACUCAACGUCAAGGCUGAGGAGCAGGUUUUCGAGGCCGUCCUUGCGUGGGUGAGGCAUCAGAGAGACGACCGCGAGUCCUGCCUGCCUGAGCUGCUUUCCAAGACCAGACUGCCCCUGUGCCGACCCCAGUUCCUGGCUGAUCGAGUUCAACAGGACGAGCUGGUGCGCUGCUGCCACAAAUGCAGGGAUUUGGUAGACGAGGCAAAGGAUUAUCACCUAAUGCCAGAGCGGCGACCUCACCUGCCCGCCUAUAAGACACGACAAAGAUGCUGCACGUCCAUCGCCGGGUUAAUCUACGCAGUCGGAGGACUCAACAGUGCAGGUGACUCAUUAAACGUCGUGGAAGUAUUUGAUCCAAUCGGUAACUGCUGGGAACGCUGUCAGCAAAUGAGCACGGCCCGGAGUCGAGUGGGCGUGGCCGUGGUCAACGGGCUACUCUAUGCUAUCGGGGGCUACGACGGCCAGUCUCGGCUCAGCACGGUCGAAGUGUACAACCCAGAAACGGAUACAUGGAGUAAAGUCGCCAGCAUGAACAGUCAGCGCAGUGCAAUGGGGACAGUGGUAGUUGAUGGACACAUAUACGUCUGCGGUGGCUAUGAUGGCAAGUCCUCACUCAAUUCAGUAGAGUGCUAUUCUCCAGAAACCGACAGAUGGACAAUAGUAACGGAGAUGAGCGCGAGUCGCAGUGCUGCAGGCGUGACGAUAUUUGAAGGGAGGAUUUAUGUUUCAGGUGGCCAUGAUGGUCUGCAGAUUUUCAACACGGUGGAGUAUUAUAACCAGCACACGGCGCAGUGGCACCCCCUGUCCCCCAUGCUGAACAAGAGGUGCAGGCAUGGCGCAGCGGCUUUGGGCAGUCAGCUCUACGUGGUGGGCGGCUACGACGGCUCUGGUUUCCUGAGCGGCGCCGAGGUGUACAGCUCCGUAGCCGAGCAGUGGAGCCAUCUGGUGGCCAUGAACACACGGCGCAGUCGAGUCUCUCUCGUAGCGAACUGCGGCCAUCUGUACGCCGUCGGGGGCUACGACGGCCAGUCCAACCUCAGCUCGGUAGAGAUGUACGACCCAGAGACCAACCGCUGGACGUUUAUGGCGCCCAUGGUGUGCCACGAAGGCGGCGUCGGGGUCGGAUGUAUACCCCUGCACCCAGCUUAGCCAAAAAAAAUAAUAAUCAAACCAAAACAAACAAAUUCGAAGUGGAGAACUUCCCUAAUGCACUCGUGCAACUUGAUGACCUGACGCACGUAGCAUCGGAAGGGCUGUACUGUCGUAUGUGAUGUUACAGAAAACCAACACGCUGUGUACACACGGUAUAGCUUUGGCAGGGAUGUGGUAUAACGUCUUUAUUCUGAUCACGGUUUGAAAUAUUAAAAAAAAAAAGUGGGGGGGGACAAUUACAUACUUUCAUAUGGGGAUCUUUUAUAAGGUGGUGUCAAACUGGGUGCUUGUGCAGACAAUGGCAGGGUUUGAGAGAGUGAUUUUGUGUUUUUAGAGGAAAAAAAAACAGAAAAAGGAAGAAUGAGAUGAUGUCAUGGCUGUAAAACAGGCGCUUUGUGGAUUCGGGCUCUUCAGUAAAGGGUGUCGUACACCAAUUGGGAUACAGACCCAUUAGGGAAGUGUGUGUGUGAGAGAGAGAGACCUAAAGGGAUAAAUUCGCCUCAUAAGCUGGGAGAUAUGCAGGAUGGUACAAGUUAACCACUGACAAGCAAAUGUAUGUUAUUUGGGAGAAUAUAAUCACACGUUAUUUCUAGGGAUAAAUCACAGGAGCCCGUUUUGAUUUUUCUAGCAUGGUGUUGUAAACCAUUUUAUUUGGGAUCUGAUUUUUUUUUGUGUGUGUGUGUCGCGAUGAAUGCGGACCAACAGAACCUCGAUGUAACUGUGCAAAACAUCCACCAGAUGUGCCAUAUUCCAUACAGCCAUCACACUGGACUACUAUCGGGUCAAGCUCUACCACUUCUCUGAGCACUUUGGGCUCUUACUGAAGAGGCCUUGUUGUUUUAUUUGGGACACGGUGACACCUCCUGGCAGAGGGGACCGAUAACGACGGCCUGUCUUACUCUUACUCUUACCUCCUGAAUAGCUCUCCAUUCCUCCUCUGCUGUGGAUGGAAAUCAACGUGUUUAAUACCAAAAAGAAGUGGUGUGGAGUUGCCUAACGACCAGCAUCGUCAGCGCCGUGUCCGUUAUCUGUGGAGUGGCAUCGAUUCCUGGUGGUGAUAGUUAGAAUAACGUGUCUAAACAACCAGACUCGGGUUGUGGGGGGGAAAAAUAUAUGUAUAUAUGCGCUUUGUACAUUUUUCUUUUCAGCCAGCUGCUUUGUGGAAUCACUAGUAACAACUCCUCCUAAUUUGGGAUUACUGACUGUGAAUUUAGAGUAUUGGACGUCCGUCAUUUCCUUUCCUCUCUUUUUGAUGUUGAAUUGACUAUAGCCUAGAUUAUGUAUUGUAAUAACGUUCAGUCAUGGUGCAGUAUUUUAUACUACUUUUUAAAUUUUUUUUCUUAAUUCCGAGACCACAGUUUGGUUUUUUUUAGUUGUAUUUUUUGUGCAUAUUUUUUAUGAUGUUGCACAUCAUAGUUCAGUAAUCUAUCUUAACGUUAAGAAUCAAAUUUAUAGAUGUGUGUGUGUGUGUAUAGUGUAAUAUAUAUAUGAGCAGAGGAUCAUGAUCAUACCGUGGCCUAGUGACUCUGUAGUCUUUCUGUGUGUCUGAAAAUCUUUAGCUACCUCUGUUUUAAGAUGGGAGAGCUUGAGCUUGUGUCGUGCGAGACAGAGACGGCCGCUCUGCUAACACCGUCUCAGUUUCAACCGAAGGAUCUCCAAAUCAGUGACUGAAAUCUUGAGUGUGGAGAUUUUUCACAUUAUGGACAUCAUUUUGUAAAUGUCCUAAAUAAAUCAUGUUUUUUUUUUGUU
Neoarius graeffei (lesser salmon catfish) is the source of this 3498-nucleotide messenger RNA. It is a transcript of the gene klhl18, whose product is annotated as kelch-like family member 18. The transcript has 10 exons. Bases 16 to 1746 code for a protein of 576 amino acids. Gene Ontology annotation, molecular function: protein binding. The record is from RefSeq and is a predicted model, not a curated record. NCBI's taxonomy places the organism in Eukaryota, Metazoa, Chordata, Actinopteri, Siluriformes, Ariidae.